Messenger RNA from Elaeis guineensis (African oil palm), 2817 nucleotides. RefSeq names its product sucrose nonfermenting 4-like protein. The record is from RefSeq and is a predicted model, not a curated record. Lineage: Eukaryota; Viridiplantae; Streptophyta; Magnoliopsida; Arecales; Arecaceae.
GUUUCGCGUUUUAUUCUCUACUCGACGCCUCCCCAGGCUUUUUUUCUGCUCCCUUUUCGUCUCCGUUCCACUCUCUUCCUCUUCUCUCCUCUCGGCUCGUGGCUUUGCUAUCUCGGAUCCGAAAGGAAAGGAGCAUGCACAGGCCAGCUGACGGGGAUUUUGGAUUAGCGUUGAUUUGUGAUCUGAGGAGGUGUGAAGACGUGGAGAUUUGAGUACUUGGAGGUGGUGAUUCUAGUGGUGCUGUAGAAUUCGAGAUUUUCUCGUACACUGGUUGGUGUUUCUUUUUUUUUUGCUGGGCGGGUGGGGGUGAGACUUAAGUGGAAAAAAAUAUCUUUUGACCGGAGUUUGUGGUGAUCUCAUGCUUUAUUGGGCACUCGACUAUCUCCUCGGUCGGAAUGUGUGAUCACUGAGGGGUCCUCUGCUCAUGCUGUGGAGGAUCCCGUUGCAGGAAGAAGCUUAAAUUAAUGCUAGACUUUUCUUUUUUAAUCCUCUUUUGUUGGUGGUGCGUUUUCGGUGGCGCAUGCUCUCUUCCUCCCAUGAAUUCCACGAGCUUUUGUGGUGAAGGGAAAUAUUGGAUUGCAAGGUCGUUAGUUAAGCUAAGGGCUAGAGAUUGAAGUCUUGGUUGAGAGUUGGAAGUGACUGAAGAAAAUUGUUAGCAAUCUUUUCCGGGGUAGUUCUUUCGAAGGAUUGAGAGAAAAUGUUUUCUUCGGGGAUUGAUUCUCAACAAGAGCCCAGUGGACUUGCGGGGGCCAUGCUAGUUCCGACAAGGUUUGUGUGGCCAUAUGGUGGGAAAAGGGUCUUCGUAACUGGCUCUUUCACAAGGUGGUCUGAACAUUUACCAAUGUCUGCCGUAGAGGGUUGUCCUACAGUAUUUCAGGCUAUUUGCAGUUUGACACCUGGUUUUCAUCAGUACAAGUUCUAUGUUGAUGGAGAAUGGCGGCAUGAUGAACAGCAACCUUUCGUGACAGGGAACUAUGGGAUAGUGAACACUUUGUUCUUAACCAGGGAACCUGAUCCUAUACCUGCAAUAUUGAGCCCAGGAACACCUGGCAACAGAAGGAACAUGGAUGUAGACAUUGAAGCCUUUCAGCAUGUGGUGACAUUGUCAGAUGGUGCCAUGCAGGAGGCAACUCACAGGAUUUCAGAGACUGAUAUACAGAUUUUUCGCCGUCGCAUUUCUUUAUUCUUGUCUAUGCAUACUGCUUAUGAUUUGCUUCCAGAGUUGGGCAAAGUUAUUGCCCUCGAUGUUAAUUUGCCUGUGAAGCAAGCUUUUCAUAUCCUCUAUGAGCAGGGAAUUCCUGUGGCUCCUUUAUGGGACUCCUACAAGGGUCGAUUUGUUGGUGUGCUUAGUGCAUUGGAUUUCAUAUUAAUUCUGAGAGAGCUUGGAAAUCAUGGCUCAAAUCUUACUGAGGAAGAGUUGGAGAAACACACAAUAUCUGCUUGGAAAGAAGGAAAACAACAACUUUACAGGCAAAGGGAUGGACAUGGGAGACCAUGUCAACGGGGCCUGAUACAUGCUUGUCCUUACGACGCUCUGAAAGAUGUGGCUUUAAAGAUUUUGCAAAAUGAAGUAGCUACAGUUCCAAUUAUCCAUGCAUCACCACAGGAUGGGACAUUUCCGCAAUUGCUGCAUCUUGCAUCCCUUUCUGGAAUUCUAAAAUGCAUCUGCAGGCACUUUAGACACUCUUCUAGUUCUUUGCCUAUUCUACAGCAACCAGUUUGCAAAAUUCCCUUGGGUACAUGGGUUCCAAAAAUUGGCGAUCCAAAUGGGUGUCCACUGGCAAUGUUGAGACCGACUGCAUCACUAAGCUCUGCCCUCUCUUUGUUGGUGGAAGCCCGAGUUAGUUCAAUACCGAUAGUUGAUGACAAUGACUCGUUGCUGGACACAUAUUCAAGAAGUGACAUCACGGCUUUGGCUAAAGACAGAGCUUAUGCACUGAUUCGCCUUGAUGAAAUGAGUAUUCAUCAGGCUCUUCAACUUGGGCAAGAUACAAAUUUUCCAUAUGGAUUUUUCAAUGGAAAGAGAUGCCAGAUGUGUCUCCGCUCUGAUUCUCUGCAGAAAGUGAUGGAGCGGUUGGCAAAUCCUGGGGUGCGGCGCAUCAUCAUUGUCGAGGCUGGAAGCAAGCAUGUUGAAGGCAUAAUUUCACUAAGUGAUGUAUUCAGGUUUCUUCUUGGUUAGCCUGAAGCAUCAACACAUGCUCGUAUGCAAUUCAGGCUAGUGGAACAUUUCACUUUUUUUUGUGAACGGGUUUGUUAGCCGACUUUUUUUUGGCUGAAGGUGUCGUGAUGUUUUUCUUCAGUAGGCCUCAGAGGUUUAGAGCCUGUUCCUUUUUUUUAAGAUGCAAGGCCACCGGGGGUCUGUAAAUGUUAGGAUUUUUUUUUCCUUUUCUAAUUCAUUUUGUCCAAUUUAAUACCCUGAUCUCCUGAUUGAUAUUUGAGAUUGUCCUUUUCAUGUGCUACCAGAGCAUGGGCAAAGUACAUCAUAAGCUGCUAACAAAUAGGCAUAAAUGGAAUUGAUUUGAAAGGAUGUAAGCAAAUUUGGUUUUAGCUUUGUGAGAGAUGGUGCUGGCUUCAUCUAAUGCCAUCAUUAGUGGUGGGGCGGGAUGUGUACGUAUGGUGUAUUCCAGACGGAGAGUGAAGACAAAGUUGUUAUUUCUGGAUUUGAAGCAAAUAUUUUGUACUGCUUGCGGUUUUAUAGUUAAUUAUAUAUACUGCCCUUGACAAGUGCUGGAAAAGGUUUAAGAUGGUGUAUAAAGUUGGCUGUGCAUGUAAAGAAACAUUUAUCAGUGAAUUGCUUGCACACUGCAGUUUUUGUUC